UGAGAGGCUGGCUGAAGAGCUGGAGCAGAAGGACCGCCGAAAAUGAGAGGCUGGCUGAAGAGCUGGAGAAGAAGGCCGACGAAAAUGAGAGGCUGGCUGAAGAGCUGGAGAAGAAGGCCGACGAAAAUGAGCGACUGGCAAACAUUAAUAAAGGUUUGGUUGAAGAGUUAGAUCGGGGCUUGUUGGAGAAGGAAAGAGUUGUAUCUGAUAUGAAAUCAAGGGAGUUGGUGAUUGACGGAUUGAAGUCGAAAUCUUGUGAGUUGGAGGAGGCUCUCGAAAGUUUAUCUGCUGAAAGGGAUCAUGCGGUCGAAGUACUGGAGAAGGAAUUGACUGAUAUUUUGGUUCAGCUAAAGGGUGUAGAUGGAGUUAAUACCGCGUUGAAUUUUCUGUUGGCGGACAAGGAGAAGGAACUUGUGUUUUUGAGGGCGCACUGUGAGUUGUGGACAGAUUCAACCGAGGUGAAGGAGAAGGUGAUUACGCGGCAUGUAAAGGUUCUAGAUGGUGACGGAUGGGAAAAGUUAUUGCUUGAGAGGUCUGAAGCACUUAUGGCGGCCUUUGUUAUUGAUGCUGGUAAUGCGUGUCAUGUGCCUGGGGACCAGAUUUCAGAGGUCUCGUUCUUUACUGAACGCUAG
Messenger RNA from Trypanosoma rangeli, 632 nucleotides. RefSeq names its product Flagellar attachment zone protein 1. The transcript has a single exon. The record is from RefSeq and is a predicted model, not a curated record. The annotation marks the transcript as partial. NCBI's taxonomy places the organism in Eukaryota, Euglenozoa, Kinetoplastea, Trypanosomatida, Trypanosomatidae.